Musca vetustissima is the source of this 933-nucleotide messenger RNA. It is a transcript of the gene Surf6, whose product is annotated as surfeit locus protein 6 homolog. Gene Ontology annotation, cellular component: nucleolus. Gene Ontology annotation, molecular function: RNA binding; DNA binding. Lineage: Eukaryota; Metazoa; Arthropoda; Insecta; Diptera; Muscidae. The transcript has 2 exons. The record is from RefSeq and is a predicted model, not a curated record. Gene Ontology annotation, biological process: ribosomal small subunit biogenesis; ribosomal large subunit biogenesis. The coding region runs from base 26 to 898 and encodes 290 amino acids.
AAUUUUGUAAUAAAUUCAUUGCAAAAUGACAAUACAAAUAGACAAGAAACAUUUACUGACGUUUAUGCGUUCAGAAAAUGAAAAAAUUAUGGAUUUAUUGUUGACUUUCAAUGUACCCGAUUCUAUUGAAGCCGAUGACACAGAUGACUAUCUCCUGACAACAAGUAAAACUGUUGCUGCCAAAGCAUUUCCCAAUAAGCAAAAUGCCGCCUCCGAUUCAAUUGAUGAGUUGCAGCAACGUCUGGAUCGUAUCAAAAAUAAAAUGAAAACCAAAAAGGGACCACAAUCGGAAAAGGCCAAGAAAAAGAAGGAAGCCAAGAAACUCAAGAAAAAUAAGGAGUUCAAAAAGGUUCUCGUCACCGCUGCCAAGUCCAUUAAAAAUCAACAAGCCAAACUCGGCGAAGAAAACGAUGAUGAGAAGGAAACGAAAAAAGAUAUUAAACCUGUGGUGCCCAAACCUGUCUUCAAUGAAGAGGGUAAAAUUGUAUUCUCUAAAUUCGACUUUGCCCAAAAGAAAAAGAAAUCCCACAAAAAUCCACGUGAAAUCCUGCGCGAAAUUAAGGCAACCGACAAAAAGAUAAAUGAAUUAAAAGAAUCGGGUGAAGUGGAAAAAGCACUGGAAAUCAAAAACGAACUGGCGUGGAAGAAGGCAUUCGAUAAGGUUGAAGGUAAAAAGGUUAAGGAUGAUCCAAAGUUGUUGUACAAGGCCAUCAAGAAACGUAAGGUGGAAAAGAAGAAGGCCAAGAAACAAUGGACAGAACGUAAGCAGAAGGUGGAGAAGGAUAUUGCUGCCCGCCAAAAGAAACGUCAAGAGAAUUUGGACAAACGCUCGAAGGAUAAGCAGAAAACUAAACUUAAGAAGGCUGCAAAGAAGGGUAGAGUUAUACCAGGAUUUUAAUAAAAUUUUAGGUUUUAGUAAAAAAAUUAAAAAAA